AUGACCAAAACACCAAAGUUUGUGGAAUCCUUCUGGGAUGCGGAUAUAACAAGCACCAGAGGGAGCGAUGUAAUAAUACGACGAAUGAAAGAAGGCAGGAAGGUGUGCAAAGAGUUGAUUGAAUAUCUCUCCGAAAGAGCUAAAGCGGAAGCAGCGUUUGCAAAAUCUCUUAAACAUGCAGCUCGUAAAUUAGAAGGCACCUUAGAAAUAGGGGACCUGGGAAGUUCCAUACGGGCACUGAAGUCCGAGACAGAACAUAUAGCUACGGCUCAUGAAACAGCUGGUAACGAUUUGUCGUCUCUGUCGAUAGAAUUAAGCAACUUUAAUAAGGAACAGGAGGUUAUCAAAAGUCAGAAAACAGACCUUUUACAGAGAACCACAAGUAACAAGUCAUCUUGCCACUCCAAGACAGUCACGCUUCGAGAAAAAUAUAUGCAGAAAUGCCGAGAGCGGGACACGGCAGAUGAUGUAUAUGCAUCAGCGAAAAAGAGUGUGGCAACUCAGACCAAAGAUCUCAUGAAGGCAGAAAAGAAUAAAGAGAAAGCCUUUGAAAGUAUGAAACACGCAGAUACGGCUUAUAAAAGUUCUGUAGACACUCUAGAAGGAGCACACAGAGCAUGGGAGUCCAACAUGGCAGAAACAUGUGAGGCAUUCCAAAAGAUGGAGGAAGAGCGUAUCUAUCUUACACGGAACGUUAUGUGGAAGAUUACAAACGUCGAUUCUCAAGCGUGUGUGAGACAAGAUAACUGUGCAGAAAAAGUACGUCAGGUGUUGGAGAAAUGUGACAUAGAAACCGAUCUACAGACUUUUAUAGAAAACUAUGGCGUGGGACAGACGCAUCCUGAGAAAGUGCCUUAUAUUAGUUACUAUGAAAGAAAAGGGUCACAAUCAACCCAGCCAACGCUAUCAAGAUCGGGUGGAACACGUCCACGACAACCCCUCCCUUUGGUUCGUAAUUUGUCGGGAGGACCACCGAUUUCACCACCACCAACACUGUCGAGAGAACGUCCAACCAGACUCCCAUCAGACGACGAGGAUGCGUAUGCAAGCAUUAGCACAACAACUCCCGGUAAUAGAAUGGCUAAUGUAGUACGCCAACAUGAUGCAAAGAUCGUAGUUGCGGCAUCUGAAAGACUCUGAUGCCUUUUGAGCUGUCCGUUCGAGUUGGAGAUAAGGUAGAACUGCUAAAUCAAAAUAAAGGAUAUCUUCAAAUAAAAAUUGGAAACCGAGUGGGAGCAAUUCCGGAAACAUGUAUAAAUAUGCACAACUACGUCUGACAAAAUACUACAACCAUCGUCAGGACAUAUUUAUACUAAAUUAUUUUUUUACUUUUGAUAUUAAUUGGUAUAUGUAUGAAUAUAUUUUGUAACCAAGUGACAUCAGAAAAAAGUAAAUGUAUUUGACAGUACAAUCCUAUGAAUACCAAGACAAUCUGAGAAGUAUGUUGUUAUACAAAGAUAUUAGAAAUACAUAAACAUCGUAGGAGACGAUAAACUAAGUAUAUGUACAUAUAUCAUAAUAUAUCUUCGAAGUAGUUAACAAUAUGAAAGUUGAUUAAAUGAUGUUGUUUAAUAGGGAAAAUAACAGAGGAUUCUUAAAUGGCGCUUAAAGUAGAGAUAUAAAUAUAAAUGUUGAUUUAUCUUUGAGGUAUAUGAAAGUCCUUGGGUAUAUUUGAAAGUACAGUAAUUACAACUUUGUCGAUGUACUGGGAAGAUAGAUAUCAGUAUUUUAAUUUGUCUACAUAAAGUUUGUUAUAUGAUUUUUGAAGCAUCUGGAAAGUAAAAAUAUAUGUUGUUCUAUUAGUAUAAGGAGGAUUGUGAAAUUACGUCGAUACGUCGAGAAGGGAAGGGACGAGUAGUUAUUAUUGGAUUGAGCUUUAAUUCAU
Ylistrum balloti is the source of this 1885-nucleotide messenger RNA. Its product is annotated as proline-serine-threonine phosphatase-interacting protein 1-like. Gene Ontology annotation, molecular function: actin filament binding. Bases 1 to 1140 code for a protein of 379 amino acids. The transcript is spliced from 14 exons. Gene Ontology annotation, biological process: actin filament polymerization. Gene Ontology annotation, cellular component: cytoplasm; plasma membrane; actin filament. NCBI's taxonomy places the organism in Eukaryota, Metazoa, Mollusca, Bivalvia, Pectinida, Pectinidae. The record is from RefSeq and is a predicted model, not a curated record.